Molecule: messenger RNA, 609 nt
Organism: Acyrthosiphon pisum (pea aphid)
Lineage: Eukaryota; Metazoa; Arthropoda; Insecta; Hemiptera; Aphididae
Product: histone-lysine N-methyltransferase KMT5B-like
Exons: 5
Coding region: 1-609 (202 amino acids)
Cellular component (GO): nucleus
Molecular function (GO): histone H4K20 methyltransferase activity; protein binding
Source: RefSeq, a predicted model, not a curated record
AUGACAGCUACUAUAAAACCAGAAGAAAUAAAAAGUGGUGUUAAUGACUUCUCUAUUUUAACAAGUUCGCGUUAUAAAAAAGAUUUGAUGUUCUUGGGCCCUGCGGCUUAUAUAAAUCAUUGCUGCUCAAACAAUACGGAAUGGGUGCCUGGACGGGGCGAAGGGAUAUGGUGUGCAAAAGCAAUUCAAAACAUAUCCAUUGGUACAGAAAUUACAACAAAUUAUGGUGACAAUUACUUUGGUCCAAACCAACAAUAUUGUGAAUGUCGAUGUCACCCUGACAAAGUCCAAGUAAACGAUGUAGAUAGUAUGGGUACAGAUACUGAAACAGAAGAAAUUGAAACCGACUCAGAGAGUAUGGAUACAGAUACAGAGGAUACUGAUACUAAAUUAGAGAAUAUGGGUAAACAAGAUCAACAAGAAAGCGAAAUGCCAGUUGCAUCAACUUCAGUCAAACCUGUGACACAAGGUACCACAUUUUUUUUAAAUUUUACUAUCUAUCAUGUUAAUUUCUGCCAUAUAGAUAGUAUGGGUACAGAUACUGAAACAGAAGAAAUUGAAACCGUUUCAGAGAUAGAUAGUAAGGGUACAGAUACUGAAACAGAAUAA